AUGGCCUUGUCGAGUUAUACUAAGCCUUUCUUUCAGAAUGAGCCCUGUCCAAGCUACGAGAAGGGCUCGUCCGAUCGCGCUGCGAUUAUGAAAGCUUACGGAGAGCUGGUAUCAUCUCUUCCUGUGAAUGUUCCCCUAGAGCACAUUAGCAAGGGUGUCGACACAAAGUCCAUCCAACAAGUGAAUCCUGCAAACCACAAACAGGUUGUCGCCGAGUACAUCCCCAGCACUCGUUUCGAUGUGCAAAACGCAAUAGAAAGUGCUUUGCAGGCGAAAUCUGCAUGGGAAAACACACCAUUCGAAGACCGUGCGGCCAUCUUCUUGCGUGCAGCUGGUCUUGUUGCAGGCAAGUAUCGACACGCUCUUAUGGCCGCCACCAUGGUCGGUCAGGGCAAAAACAUAUGGCAGGCCGAGAUUGAUGCUGCCGCUGAAACGUGCGAUCUCCUCCGCUUUAAUGUUCAGUGCGCCAUGGAUCUGUUUAAGCAACAGCCUGCUGUUAACCCGAGCGGCAUGUGGAACCGUCUUGAGUACCGGCCUUUGGAGGGCUUCGUCUACGCCAUCUCACCAUUCAACUUUACAGCUCUAGGGGCGACGCUUGCAUGUGGACCGUUGCUCAUGGGCAACGUCGUUGUCUGGAAGCCAUCUCCAUCAGCAUUCCAUAGCUCCUGGCUACUUUACAAGAUCAUGAUCGAGGCUGGCCUGCCUGAGAAUGUCCUCCAGUUUGUAGCAGGUGAUGCAGAAGCCAUUACCUCAACAGUGCUUGAGAACCGAGCUUUUGCGGGAUUGAACUUCACCGGAUCAAGCGCUGUCUUCAAGCAGCUUAUCGCGCGCAUCGGCCAGGCUACUGGAGAGGACAAGUUCUUGAAUUUCCCCAGGAUCGUUGGUGAGACGGGAGGAAAGAAUUUCCACCUGGUCCAUAAAUCCGCAGAUAUCGAGAAUGCAGUCAACUGCACAAUCCGCAGUGCGUUCGAGUACCAAGGGCAAAAGUGCUCUGCUGCAUCUCGGCUGUAUGUUCCUGAAUCCAUCUGGCCAGCUUUCAAGGAAAACUUGUUGGCCAAAAUGGCGACCAUCAAGGUCGGGAGUCCAGAAGACGUGACCAACUUUGUGAACCCCGUCAUUCACGAGCAAUCUUUUGACAAGCUUGCUGCUGUCAUCGAAAGAGCCAAGACGGAUUCCCAACUCACUUUGCUUUGUGGAGGAAAGACUUCCAAGGAGACGGGAUAUUUUGUCCACCCUACCAUUUACCAGACUAGCGACGCGCACCACGAGAUUUUGCAGAAGGAGUUCUUUGGGCCACUGCUGGCCGUCUAUGUGUAUCCCGAUAGCGAAUGGGCCGAGAUCACGCAGGUCAUUGAUUCAACGGCGCCGUAUGCACUGACUGGAAGUAUUUUCGCCCGUGACGCCGCAGCUAUCCGCUAUGCGGAGGAUAAGCUCCGAAACUCUGCAGGCAACUUCUACAUUAACACGAAGAGUACGGGGUCGGUUGUAGGGCAGCAACCGUUCGGAGGUAUGCGUGGCAGUGGUACAAACGACAAGGUUGGGUCUGUUAAUGUGCUGAGCCGAUUCACAAGUGUCCGUGCGAUCAAGGAGGACUUUGAAGGGACGCCAGAUUUCAGAUAUCCAAGCAAUGAAGCUUAA
Pestalotiopsis fici W106-1 is the source of this 1638-nucleotide messenger RNA. Its product is annotated as Delta-1-pyrroline-5-carboxylate dehydrogenase. Bases 1 to 1638 code for a protein of 545 amino acids. Lineage: Eukaryota; Fungi; Ascomycota; Sordariomycetes; Amphisphaeriales; Sporocadaceae. Gene Ontology annotation, molecular function: L-glutamate gamma-semialdehyde dehydrogenase (NAD+) activity. The record is from RefSeq and is a predicted model, not a curated record. Gene Ontology annotation, cellular component: mitochondrial matrix. The transcript is spliced from 4 exons.